AUGAAGAAACUAAUACUUCAAUUUCAUCAAAGAAUAUACUUAAAAUUCUACCAAAGGACAUCUCACUUUAAAGCUCUGCCAAAGAAAGGCGACUUAUUAACUUCAUUAAAAAAAGAUGCCACUGUUCCAAUUAUAACAAAAAGCAAUUUGAAAAUUUCACCAAAACAAGACGCUUCAGUAGCUUCAUUAAAAGAAGCUAGUACUUUAAUUCCAACAAAGAACAAAUUAAAAAUCCCACUUAAGAAAGAUGAAUUAGUAACCCCAUUAAAAAGUGAAGCUACUGCUUCAACUUCAACAAAAGAUAUACCUGAAAUCAUACCAAAAAAAGAAAGCUUGGUAAACCAGCUGAAAAAGAAAGCUGUUGCUUCUAUUCCAGCUAAGAAUAACCUUAAAACCUCAUCAAAGAAAAGUAACUUAGUAGUUUUAUUUAAGGAAGAGGCUUCUACUCAAAUUACAACUGAGAGUGACUUAAAAAUUCCACCUGAAAAAGAUUCCGCAAUACUUCCGUUGAAUAAAGAAGCAGAUACUUCAAUUUCAACAAAGAAUAUCCUUAAAAUUCCAUCAAAGAAGGAAAUCUCAAUCGUUACAUUGAAAAAAGAAGUUAUGGCUCCUAUUGCAGCGAAGAGCAAGCCUAAAGCCCCACCAAAGAAAGAUACUUCAGUAGUUUUAUUGAAAAAGGCAGUUAUUCCUCCUACUCCAGCAAAGAGUAAAUUUAAAAUUCCACCAAAAAAAAAUUUAAUGACUUUAUUAAAAAAAGAAGCUGAUACUUCAAUUUAG
This is a messenger RNA of Cryptosporidium ubiquitum, 777 nucleotides long. RefSeq lists its product as uncharacterized. The coding region runs from base 1 to 777 and encodes 258 amino acids. The transcript has 2 exons. NCBI's taxonomy places the organism in Eukaryota, Apicomplexa, Conoidasida, Eucoccidiorida, Cryptosporidiidae. The record is from RefSeq and is a predicted model, not a curated record.